Molecule: messenger RNA, 2234 nt
Organism: Saccostrea cuccullata (small rock oyster)
Lineage: Eukaryota; Metazoa; Mollusca; Bivalvia; Ostreida; Ostreidae
Exons: 3
Coding region: 77-2173 (698 amino acids)
Source: RefSeq, a predicted model, not a curated record
AUUUUUAUAUAGAAGAACCGCAGUAUGAUUUGGAACGAAGUUUAAGAAUCAUCGUAUUUACAGUAAAUAUUUGAUCAUGACAACCCCAACUUGGCUGGACUUGGGUAAAUUAUCAGAGUCUGUGUUUAUGGGACUGUGUCACAAAGUGGGAUGCUCACAGACAGUGAUCAUGAGGAGAGAGAUAGUAGACUUCAGGGACAUGAUGAGAACUCAAGUAAUACAUACAAGAGAAGACAUAAAGAUGAUCAGUGGGAGUACGAAAGAAGGAUUCAGGCUGAAGGAAUCAGAUUUAGAUGUAAUGUUUUGGCCAAAGGACCACUAUGUAGUCUGGGACUUGGACCAGGCUCAGAAUUAUGACUUGAGUAGAAAAACACUGAUUCUCUGUGAUUCUUCUGAUAGCCUACCAGGAUUUGCGUUACUUGAAUUACUAACACCAACACACAGGGAAAGUGUAAAGAAUGCAUGUAUAAGAAUAAAUGACAGACUCUAUGUAUCCAGUUUCAAAUACAGACAAACCACAUUUUCAAUAGUUGUGACUAAUUCUAAGGAACAUGGCCCGUGCGGUAGUGGUGUUCUUUUCGGAGUAGCAGAGUAUGACACUGCCCAAUGUUUUGUCUCUGAUUUUUGGCCCCCUCCUGCCUCCAAAUGGAUAGACAGAUGUCACACAUGGCCCACGCCUUCAAUUGUCGAUGAUAUAGUCAGAAAUGGAUGCCACUUUGUAGCAAUAGGACACAAAUUAGGAAAGCAUGCAGACAAAGAAUGGAGAAUUUCCUUCUCUUUGGCAGAACAAAAACUUGUCUACUCAAUGAACCAUUGUCAAUUCUUAACCUAUGGAUUGCUUAAAUUGUUUCUAAACGAGUCUAUUAAUAAUGGAUUAAGUGAUGAGGACAAAUUACUAUGCUCCUAUCACAUGAAGACAGCGGUUUUCUGGAUUAUUCAACGAAACACAAUACCUCACUGGCAUCCACAGUAUCUUCUGGAGUGUUUCUGGGUCUGUUUUAAACUCAUCCUUAAAUGGGUGUAUGAGGGAGUCUGUCCAAACUUCUUUAUUCCAGAAAACAACAUGUUUCUGAGUAAAAUCCAUGGUGAAGCACAAAAGAAUUUAUUCAUUAGGCUUUAUAAAUUGUAUGAGAAGGGUAUAGUAUCACUGCUUCGUAUUCCAUCUAUCAGGUCCAGUGUUAUAAGUGUUCUUAAAAAUCCCAGACAAUCUGUUGCUACAAAUAAACACAUGCUGUUGUCCAGGGUUUUAUUUGAAAUAAAUCUUCUUCAUGAAUUGAAUUCCAAUAAAAUAACAACAUCAGACCUUAAGCAAUGUAUAAGGUUCUUAAACGAUGUAGAAAAGUUGAUAAUUUUACCCCUGACCCAGUUCCAGGUUCUCAUGUUACAUAGGUUUAUAGCCUCUAUACUCCAGAGCACGGUUUUUUUGUUACAUAAUGUUUUUACCGGUUUUGCACAAUUCAAGGUAUAUACUAGCUCAGUUGUAAACAAACAGGUGUACAUGUAUAUGGCUAAAACAUCCAAUUAUAUGCUGAAAUUAGCAGCCAAGUUUGGGUGUAUUUCUGAUACGUUGCACAUUGUAAUGUUUUACUACAAGACACUUAGAUAUAAAGAAGCCUUAUCAGUCCUAAAAAUGACAAAGGCCAAGUUAGCACAGCCAUACGUUGUUUAUGUCUGUUAUUCAAAUACAAAGGCAGCAUGGUACAUGUUUCAUCAGUCCUUAGGGGGACAGUCUUGGUCUACAAAAAUGAGACAUGCUGUAGCCUGGGAUUUAAUUCUUGAUAAUGAAAUAUGUUACAUCAAUGAAUUAGUGCCAGAACAAAUGUCGGGACUACAGAGCGAAAACCGUGUAUUACUUAUCCCACUCUAUGUUGUGUUACACAUGUUAGAAGUCUUGUGUUACAGACAUGUAGACCCAGUGAGAGCACAAACAGCUCUAGACAAUCUACAGGACCUGGUUCAUCAUGAUCAGAGGGAGUAUAUAAUGAAGCCUAAAAGAGACAUAUCCUGGGAGAUUCUAGGGAUCUGUCAACAGGUGACAGGGAACCAUCAAGCUGCUCUGUAUUCCUACCAACAAUCUCUCAGACAUAAAUCGCACAACAUACAAACUGCUACAUUGAUGAGAAUACAAGAAAUCAUGACACUCAUGCACGGAAAUCAAUAUUACUCACGAUAAUAUGUCAAGAUAGUUACCUGUCAAAAUUCUGCAUUUCAGAGAAAGAUACUUUCAACCCCCC